Messenger RNA from Penaeus indicus, 3334 nucleotides. RefSeq names its product nucleolar protein dao-5-like. The record is from RefSeq and is a predicted model, not a curated record. Bases 79 to 2295 code for a protein of 738 amino acids. Lineage: Eukaryota; Metazoa; Arthropoda; Malacostraca; Decapoda; Penaeidae. Gene Ontology annotation, cellular component: nucleoplasm; nucleolus. The transcript is spliced from 9 exons.
GGCUAGCGCGCGAGCCUCUCCUCCAGUCCCGAAGCGAGUCUGCUGCUUAUUCGUCCAGCCUCACUCACAACACCAAACAUGGCGGAGGAAGAGGGAAUCAUCAAGGCUCUUGUGUGCGCUUAUUUGAGUGAGAAGGACAAGUCUCUCGGACAGUCGGUGGAAAAGAAGCUAAAUCCGCCAAAGUUAACAAAAAGCUCCCCAUCAGUCACAGAAAUUGUCAAACAUUUCCUCAAAACCUCGCCAAACAAACGCCGCCUGAGCUUUGAAACCCCACCAGCAAAGAAAGCCCGUAAAGAAUCGAGUUCAAGCUCAGAAGAGGAUGAAAGUCCUCCCAAGAAGGCAGCAACCCCUCUUGUGAAUGGCAAAGGACCCAAGGCUGCAGCAAAACCCAAGAAAGCAGAGUCAAGUUCUUCUGAAGAUUCCGAGUCAGAUUCAGACGAGUCGGAUGCGCCUCCCAAGAAGAAGAUUGCUGUAGCGGCCCCAGCAGCAGCCACACCCAAGGCAGCAGCAAAGGUUCCUCCCAAGAAGCCGGCUGAGAGCAGCAGUGAAGAGAGCAGUUCUGAAGAUGAAGCCCCCGCUAAGGCGCCUGUCAAAGCUGUGCCAGUCAAACCUGCAACACCUGUUAGCAAGCCUGCAGCAAAGAAGGCAGAAUCCUCCAGUUCUGAAGAGUCAAGUUCUGAUGAUGAUGAACCUGCUAAGCCAGCUGUGAAGAAACCAGCCACACCUGCACAGAAGGCUACCACUCCUGCAAAACCAGCAGUUGCAGUUAAAAAGGCAGAAUCCUCCAGUUCUGAAGAGUCUAGUUCUGAGGAUGAAGAACCUGCAAAGGCAGCAGUACCUGCAAAGAAGGCUGCCACUCCUGCAAAACCAGCAGUUGCAGUUAAAAAGGCAGAAUCCAGUUCAGAAGAGUCUAGCUCUGAGGAUGAUGAGCCUGCAAAGCCAGCUGUGAAGAAACCAGCCACACCUGCACAGAAGGCAGCCACUCCUGCCAAGAAGCCAGCUGCUGCAAAGAAAGAAUCUUCCAGUUCAGAAGAAUCCAGCUCUGAAGAUGAGGAACCAGCUAAACCAGCUGUUAAGAAGCCAGCAACACCUGCACAGAAGGCUGCCACUCCUGCCAAGAAGCCAGCUGCUGCAAAGAAAGAAUCUUCCAGUUCAGAAGAAUCCAGCUCUGAAGAUGAGGAACCUGCCAAAGCAGCUGUGAAGAAGCCAGCAACACCUGCACAGAAGGCUGCCACACCUGCAAAGAAGGCCGAAUCUUCCAGUUCAGAAGAAUCCAGCUCUGAAGAUGAGGAACCAGCUAAGCCAGCUUUAAAGAAGCCUGCUACACCUGUACAAAAGGCUGCUUCUCCUGCAAAGAAACCAGCUGCUCCUGCAAAGAAGGCAGAAUCAUCCAGUUCAGAAGAGUCUAGCUCUGAGGAUGAUGAGCCUGCAAAGCCAGCUGUGAAGAAACCAGCCACACCUGCACAGAAGGCAGCCACUCCUGCCAAGAAGCCAGCUGCUGCAAAGAAGGCAGAAUCUUCUAGUUCAGAAGAAUCUAGUUCUGAGGACGAGGAACCAGCUAAACCAGUAGUGAAAAAGCCAGCUACUCCUGUGCAGAAGCCAGCUGCUGCUGCCAAGAAAGCAGACUCCAGUUCUGAAGAAUCAAGCUCAGAUGAAGAUGAACCAGCCAAGCCAGCUGUGCAAAAACCAGUUGCAAAACCAGCUGCUGCAGCCAAGAAGGCAGAAAGUAGCUCAGAAGACUCUUCAGACUCUGAUUCUGAUGAAAAACCUGCCAAGCCUGUAGUCAAGCCUGCUGCCCCUGCUAAGAAGGAAAUGUCCAGCUCAGAAGACAGCUCAGAUGAUGAAGAACCUGCUAAACCAGCAGCCAAGCCAGCGGCUGCUGCCACAAAAGCUGCGAAGGAGUCUAGUUCUGAGGAGUCCACCAGCGAGGAGGAGGAGGAGACUCCAGUUGUGAAGACACCAGCACCAAAGAUGACCAAUGGCACAGUAGAGAAUUCUCAUAACACUUCCUGGAAUGGGUCUCUGAAUUCGUCACUCAAUACCUCGGGUGGCAAAGUUAAAAAAGAGCCUUUCAGGAGGGUGCGAGCAGAGGAAAUGGAGAUCAACCCAAAGUUUAACAACUCCUUUGAAGCCAAGCAAGGUGCAAGAGGAUGUUGGGGUGAAGGUGCCUACAGAACCCUCAAGGACACUCGAGGAAAAUCUUUCCGUCAUGAAAAGAACAAGAAGAAGAAAGGAUCUUACCGAGGAGGCAUGUUGGACACGGCCGUCAACUCGAUCAAAUUUGACUCGGACUGAUAGAACGGUUUCCCAUGUGAAGCACCUCCCUCCCCCCCACCUUCAGGCAAAUCAGACCUUUAUCCAUGGGCUGCCCAGAGUGAUGGAUAACUGUUAGAGAAAGGCCAAGGGCAGAGAUGCAGCCACACAACACUGCCAGUGGUUUCACAUGAAUGUGUUUGUGUGUGGAAGCUCAUGUGAUAUAUAUAUAUUUACAAAGGAGAUACAUUACUGUGUGGGAGUUGUUUAUUUGUUGAAUUUUAAGAAGAGAGUACAUAAAGUGGCAAACUUCAAAGUGAUGAGGAAGUGUUCUGAUGGUGACACAUUCUUGUGUGUUUGAAUUCGUAAUUUAGCUACAGGUCUUUGCAUUUGUGGAAGUGCAGUGAGCCUCAGCAAGGUCUCAGUGUGAACAAUUUCCUUGGUUUGUGAACCUGUAACAGGAGAAAGUCCAGUCUGGGAGGUCGUUUAGGGCUAUAAAUUGUCAGAUAGGAGAAUGAGAAAAAUGUAUUUUUUUAGAAGUUAUUGCUAUAAUACAAAAAAAAAAAAAAUUUAGUUCUAUGCACUGCAGCCAUAGAUAUUGUUAGGGUUAUACGUACUUGUACAUUUCCACUUUUGACUGAAAAGAAAAUGGAGAUUAUAACCCCAACAUUUUAUUUGGUGCAAAUAGGAAGAGAAAUCUGUUCCUCUUAAGUAUUUACAUAAUAGUUUGUGUAAAUAGACGAGAUAACAGUUUUGGUUGUACCAUUAAUUGAAAGUAUUUGAAAUUUGUGUUUGGUACAAAGUUUGUGGAUGUUGUUUUUCUUUUUUCUUUUUUCUUUAUUUUUCUUUUCCUACUUUUUAAACAGUUCUUUUGAUAUUUUGGCUCCUUGAUUUAUAAAGUUACCUUGUUAAGUUUAUGGCUCAAAGAUAUAUUGUUUUCUUGUCCAAACUGUUCAGCGGUUUGGGAAAAAAUUGCGCUUACCUCCUAUCUCAGUAUUUAAUAUGUUCCAGAAACAAUUGUAACUACACAAGUAGUUAUGUCAAUGACUGUUUAAAAACAUAGAUUAAAUGUUUAUACGUA